AGAGAUGCUCUCUGCUCAGUGUAUGCAUCUAUUGGUCUUUGAAUCAUCUCUCUUAGACACGUACGUAUAUUGAGAUCAGUACGUGUCGUCCACUUCAUCUCCUUCACCUCUUGGAUUCGUUCUAUUUAAAUCGCACCCUACUGCUCGGAACCCUCAUCAUCUCAUCUUCUUUCUUUCUCUUCAACUUCACGGCCGGCUAAAGCAUCGAUCAUGGGGAGCAAAUGUCUGGUUGUUUUCUUUUUGCUCUUCAUUGUUUUCGCUUCACAAGAGAUGGUAGUGCCGAGUGAGGCUAGGGUCUGCGAGUCACAGAGUCAUGGAUUCCAUGGGACAUGCAUUCGCGCCCACAACUGUGCUCUCGUCUGCAGGCACGAGGGUUUCUCCGGUGGCAGAUGCCGCGGCUUCAGGCGCCGAUGCUUUUGCACUCGAAGAUGUUGAACAUGGAUCCAUCCAUCGUUGCAAUUUGCACCUGCAUGAAGCUAGCUCAAUUAGCCAGUAUUUCGAUUCUAAGUUCUAAAUAUUUACCUAGCCUUUUUAAGUAUUGCAGCUAACUAGGAAAUAAAAUUUUCUUCGCAGCAGGAGGAAAUUUUUUUUAUGCUAUGUUAUGUUAUUGUGCCA
Rosa chinensis is the source of this 615-nucleotide messenger RNA. RefSeq names its product defensin-like protein 1. The record is from RefSeq and is a predicted model, not a curated record. Bases 211 to 435 code for a protein of 74 amino acids. Gene Ontology annotation, biological process: defense response. The transcript has 2 exons. NCBI's taxonomy places the organism in Eukaryota, Viridiplantae, Streptophyta, Magnoliopsida, Rosales, Rosaceae.